Cornus florida is the source of this 1269-nucleotide messenger RNA. RefSeq lists its product as uncharacterized. NCBI's taxonomy places the organism in Eukaryota, Viridiplantae, Streptophyta, Magnoliopsida, Cornales, Cornaceae. The transcript is spliced from 11 exons. The coding region runs from base 322 to 1062 and encodes 246 amino acids. Gene Ontology annotation, cellular component: 90S preribosome; nucleolus. The record is from RefSeq and is a predicted model, not a curated record. Gene Ontology annotation, biological process: maturation of SSU-rRNA from tricistronic rRNA transcript (SSU-rRNA, 5.8S rRNA, LSU-rRNA).
UUGAGAGCCUCAAACCUAAUAAAAAAAAGAGUUAUGGCAAGUCUCAAAUUUUAGAAGGCCUCAAAUUUUGAGGGACUUUUAGGGGAUGACCAAAAAAAAAAUUAGGGCAAGUUUUUCAGACGACACAAUCUGCCUCGACACUCCGCAGGACGCAGCCUCCGCUAUCGCUUCAGGCUCAGGUGACACCGUGACAAGAGGGACGAGAGAUUUGUCGGUGGUGUUCAAACGGAGGUCAGACGACAUUGAUUACGAUUGUUCCUAUCAGAAGGAGGCUACACUGGUUGAUUUGUUAGCGGGUGGGUGUAACUUUCAAAAUCUUGAAUGAAGAAAUCCGACAAUUCACUUGCUACUUCAAGUAAAAUUAUGUUCAACGACAACAAAGAACAUGAAUCAUCUUCAGAAGAUGAAGAGGAGAUAGAGCGCGAGCUUGCGGAUGUUACAUUUGAAGAACUGCUAAAGGCACGAUCUAAUGGGUCACAUUUGAUGUACAAAAAACCCAAUUCGGAGAAGAAGGCUGGCCGAGCCAAUAAGAACAGGCCAAUGGAGGUGAGUAGCAAAAAGCCCAUGAGUAGAUUCAGAGAGGUCAUUCAAGCUCCUAAAAAGGUGGUACGUGACCCUCGUUUUGAAUCAUUAUGCGGUGAACUCGAUGUAGAAGGAUUCAAGAAGAGAUACAACUUUCUAUACGAGAACAAUCUUCCUGCUGAAAGAGAGGAACUCAGGAAAUUGAUGAAGAAAUCAAAUGACCCAGAAGUCAUUAAUGAUCUAGAGAAUCAUUUAGCUUGGAUUAAUAAACAACUGAAGUCUGGGUCAACAAAGCGUACUGAUAGUGAGAUUCUGGCUGAGCACAAGAAGAAAGAGAGAGAAGCAACAAAAAAUGGGAAACAACCUUUUUAUCUGAAGAAAUCUGAAAUCCAUAAGCAGAGGCUUAUUGAGAAAUACGAGGAUCUCAAGUCAUCUGGCAAGCUUGAGUCCUUUAUUGAGAAACGAAGAAGGAAGAAUGCGGCAAAGGACCACCGUUACAUGCCAUAUCGUCGUUCCAGCAACAAUGAACAAGACCAAUAACUUAAACUGGUUUCUUGUUACUUGGCAGAUGUAUUUCCAUUAAUUUCAGAUCAGUUAUCGGGCUAACAACAUGCCGACUUUCAGAGUCUCUCUCUUAAUUAGUUUUGUAAUAACUUGACGGGUUAAUUUUUUUUUAUUAGUUUUGUAAUAAUUUAAUUGCUUCGUUUACAGUAGCUGCAUAUGAAGAUCAUUAUUAUUGAGCGUUCA